GUCCGGCGUUAUGCUUUGCGUCAGUAGCACAUCGACUCUGUCAGGUGAAUAUUUGCUGCUGCUAGCUGGUGAGUGAGUGGAGGAAAUUUAUCUAAGGAGUUCGCAUUUUGAGAUUAUUACACACAUUUCGACGACACCGCAAAAUCUUGUCAAAGCGAGAGCUCCUGUUGGUUCUCCAAAAUGCUUUCUUUGAGGAAAGUAUCUUAUAGGUAGCAUUCAAUCACAGUGAACUGUGACGUGGAGAUGGUCACUUGGGCUGCCUUGUUGACACUAUGCAUAUGGCUACGAACACAAACUGGCUCAGGACAGCACACGUGUCCUUCUGUUUCUCGCCGGCUGGUGGAUUUCACUGUAAAAUACUCCCUCCCCUACUUCCAAACAGACAAACCUAUACAGAACAUAGCGGUCAGCAGGGAGGAGCCACAGCUAGAUGUGUACGUUGGAUGCCAAAAUGUAAUCGAAGCAGUCAACAAUACUAUGAAAAAAAUAUGGCAUGUGAAAACUGGACCUGUUGGUAGCCCUGAGUGUGAAACCUGUAAUGUGUGUAACAUAGGAACAGAUCCUGGGGAUCCAGUGAAUACAGACAAUGAGGUACUGCUUUUUGAUUCGAAUUUGCUAUACUUGUACAUUUGUGGAAGUACUCAGCAUGGGAUCUGCUACUCCAUUGACGUUAGCUCUUCGCAGCCUGAGCCUCACUGUUUGUACAAGAAAGAGCAAAACUCUCCAUCCAGCUGUCCUGACUGUCUGGCCAGCCCACUUGGUACCAUAGUCACCACGGUUGACGAGGGAGCCACAUUGUUCUUCUUUGUAGCAGCCUCUGUCAAUGCCACAGUGGCACAGAGAUAUCCCAGGAGGUCGAUAUCUGUGGUGAGGCCACUUUCAACUGAAGAUGGGUUUCAUAUGGUCAUGAAUGGCCUGACAGUACUUCCCGGUCUACAGGACUCUUACAGGAUCGAUUACAUCUACAGUUUCUCCACCAAAGAGUAUGUCUACUUUCUGUCCCUGCAAAGAGAAAACCCAUCAAAGAGCAAUUCAGCUUUUCAGACUCAUUUGGGGCGAUUGCCUAUAAUGAUUCUCGAGGUGUGGAUGUACAGAGAGGUGAUUCUGGAGUGCCGGUUUGAACCAAAACGCAGGAGGAGAAAGAGGGCGGAUUUCAAGGACAUUGUAUACAACGGGCUACAGGCGGCUUACUUUGGACAAGCAGGAAAGGACUUGGCUGAUGAGCUGGGGGUGGAUCAGACAGACAAUAUUCUGUAUGGGGUGUUUGCAGAGGUGAAUGUGCGUGGCCAGCCUAAUAAGAACUCAGCCCUGUGCGCCUUCUCUAUAACUAACGUAAACCAUGCGAUUGAUAAGGGAGUGGAGGCCUGCUGUAAGUCGGGUUCAGAGCAGCUGUCCAGAGGUCUCUGCCACUUCCAGCCAUGUGAGAAUUGCCCACAUGAAAGCUAUGAAGGUAAUGACAACUGCAGCGCCAUGCCCACUCUGGUGUCACAGCCAUUCUACAGGGUAGACCUCUUCAACAGCCAGAUGAGGGAUGUCCUAUUUACUGCUGUCCUGGUCACCACUCUCGGGACUCACACACUGGGCCACUUUGGUACCUCAGAUGGCAGGAUACUGCAGGUGAUUCUUACAAGAAACAAGCCUUUGGUUUUUUCCAACUAUUCUCUGGGAGAGCAGAGUGUAUCCAGGACAGCAGCUGUGUAUUCAAAGGAUUCACUUCUCUUUGUACUUGGAAAUAAGAUGUUCAAAGUUCCUACUGUAGGACCUGGGUGUGCACAUUUUAUGACGUGCUCCAUGUGUUUGACGGCUCCACGCUUCAUGAACUGUGGCUGGUGUUCGGGAAACUGCUCAAGGCAGGAUGAGUGUACCUCGCAGUGGAACAAAGACUCUUGUGCGCCUGUCAUAACAGAGUUCUUCCCGAAAAUGGCACCUGCUGGUGGUGAGACACUAGUGACUCUGUGCGGUUGGGAGCUUCAGUCUGCUCUGCGGCCUGCCGUCAUCGGCGGCAAAACACACACGAUCACAGUGGGCUCGAAGACCUUGUGUACUGUCCUGCCUGAAAACAGCAGUAGUGAAGUGCUACUAUGCAAGAUUCAGGAAAAAAGACCAAACCAGAAUCUUACCAUCACUCUGGAAGUGAACGAGGAGAAAGUGGGGGGACCGUACUCAAUCCAAGGCACAGCUCGGAUGUCUGGCUUCUCUUUUGUGGAGCCUAGUUUAACAGAGGUUGGACCUGACUAUGGACCCAUGUUUGGAGGAACAACGGUGACACUAACAGGCCAGUAUCUUAAUUCUGGAAGACAGAGAGAAGUCUUCUUUGCUGACAAACAUUGCAACAUUCAAAGUGUUCCUGAAGGAAAUGGAACUUCAUCUUCAAUCAUCUGCCAAACACCAUCUGCAGCAGAAGUUGGGCAGGUACCCGUGAAAGUUGUCAUUGACAAGUUUGUGACCCCCCCUAAGAUGUUUUUUUACAAGAAAGACCCUGUAAUAACCUCUGUACAUCCUCUCUGCAGUUUCAGAAGUGGCUCAAGACUGAUGAUCGAGGGUCAGAAUCUUGACUCCGCCCACAAUACUGUGGUUGAGUACAUUUCCAGUAACCCUGACAUAAAACUUCAACAAGUCUGCAACGGCACAAACAAUGGCACACAUAUGGAGUGCUGGGCCCCUGCUUUUCAAGAGGAAAUGCCAGAAGAUCAUCCUGGCAUGGGAAGGAUUGUUAUUCACAUAGAUGGAAAACAUGACCUCUGGACGAAACGUUUUGACUACCACCCUGAUGCCACAGUCAUUCCUUUUGAAUAUGAUGACAAUGUAUUAGUUCUAAAACGAGGAGAUACAAAUGUUUCAUUGCAUCAUAACAAACUGAAUACAGUCAGAACAUGUAUGAAGAUCACAAUGACCAUUGGUGGUGUGUCCUGCAAUGCUAAGGUUCUGUUAAAUGAGCUGACCUGCAGGAUUCCUAAAGACCUGAAUAUCCCUAGUGAGGGACUGCCUGUCAGGGUGUCUGUGAACAGCGAAGUUUAUGAUGUGGGUAUGGUAGUCUAUGACAAACACACCCACCACUCUGUGAUUGCGGGCAUUGCGGUGGGCAUCCUUGCUGCAUUGUUACUAGGUGCUGGCCUUGCAUUUAUUGUGAUGGUCCAUAUAAAGAGGAAAAUGAGAGCCAACAUAGAGAAUCGUUUAUCAACGAUGCUUUCACGGAGCCGCAUGGGCAGCAACCAGGAUUUCUCACCAACAGGUGACUACAGACGCGAUCUGUCCAGUCAAACAUCAGGUUCAGGAGGAAUGGCCUUCCAAGGUUUAUUAUAUGCUGCCAGCUAUGAUCAUCUAUCUGUGCCUUUAGUGCCACGGGAAAAUAUCUCAAUGGUCAACCUAAGUUCUGGCCUCCUUGAAGAUGUUGCAAAUUUUAAAUUAGUAGAUAUUUUUUAAUACAUGAACACCACUUUUUCUUCUCAUGCAGGCCACUUUGGGACAGUUUAUCAUGGAUACCUGAAAGACAGCAAUAGGGAAGAGUUUCACUGCGCUGUUAAAUCACUGAACAGAAUCACAGAUUUGGAGGAGGUGGACCAGUUCCUCAGAGAAGGCAUCAUCAUGAAAGGUUUCCACCACCCCAACAUACUGUCUUUGCUGGGCAUCAUGUUGCCUAAAGAAGGGCUCCCUCUGGUGGUUCUGCCAUAUAUGAAGCACGGGGAUGUGCGUCAUUUCAUCCGUUCUGAGAAAAGGAACCCAACAGUGAAAGAUCUUAUUGGCUUUGGACUUCAAGUUGCCAAGGGGAUGGAGUAUUUAGCGCAGAAAAAAUUUGUCCACAGAGACCUGGCUGCACGUAACUGCAUGCUGGAUGAAACAUUCACAGUAAAGGUGGCUGAUUUUGGGAUGGCAAGAGACAUCUAUGACAAGGAAUACUAUAGUGUUCAAGAUCACAAACGGGCAAAGCUACCAGUGAAGUGGAUGGCCAUUGAAAGCCUGCAAACACAGAAGUUCACGACCAAGUCUGAUGUGUGGUCAUAUGGCAUCUUAAUGUGGGAGCUGAUGACCAGAGGUGCUAGCCCAUAUCCAAAUGUGGACCCCUAUGACAUCACACUCUAUUUGAUGAAGGGACGUCGGCUUCCACAGCCACAGUUUUGCCCCGAUGCUCUCUAUUUGGUCAUGCUACAAUGUUGGAACCCAGAGCCCGAGUGCAGACCUAGCUUCAAUAGCCUGGUUACAGAAGUGCAGCACAUUCUGUCCUGUCUGGAAGGAGAGCACUACAUUAAUCUGAAGGUUACUUACGUCAACUUAGACAAUACAAUGCCUUACCCCUCCAUGACUGGAUCUGCAGAUGAGGCUGAGGCAUCAGACUUGGACAUAGACAGUAAUUCUGCAAGCUGAGUGUCCUAGAGCCCUAAGACUCUCUGAUAGUACCCAAAAUCAAAUUUGGAAAGCAUACAAGAGGAGGGACAGCUUGCCUCAUCUCAUAAAUUGUAUAUGGAGGGUUUGGUUACUAUUUUAAAAGACGCUGCAGGUACGAUAAACUCUUAUUGAAGCUCAGACAAAAUCAAGCUGGAAGUUCCCUGUCUUACUACAUUUUAUCUGGAGCAAAACUGAGACAGCUUGUUGACUGAAGUAAAUGUUUGAAUUCUUUCUACUAAACAUCUGAAGCACAAGUGAAAAUGAGACUGAAUGUGUGUAACGUGUGUGUGUGUGUGU
Molecule: messenger RNA, 4680 nt
Organism: Monopterus albus (swamp eel)
Lineage: Eukaryota; Metazoa; Chordata; Actinopteri; Synbranchiformes; Synbranchidae
Gene: mst1ra
Product: macrophage stimulating 1 receptor a
Exons: 21
Biological process (GO): phagocytosis; positive regulation of kinase activity; protein phosphorylation
Cellular component (GO): plasma membrane; signaling receptor complex
Molecular function (GO): protein binding; transmembrane receptor protein tyrosine kinase activity; ATP binding
Source: RefSeq, a predicted model, not a curated record